UCUUCAUCGACGGGUUAAACAAACUUGGUGUCCGUCGCUCACACUGUGGUCUUGUCGCGUUCUACCCAGAGCGCAUUCGCGGUCGUUCGAUAAUAAAGUUAAAGAUCAACAAGCGAGCAAGCGAUAAAAAGAAAUCGCUCUCACCAUCAAGAAUUCAAAUGAGAUGCAAAUUCUACCAGCGAUAAUGCGAUUAUUAGUGAUUUUAAGCGCUUCGCUGCUGACCGUCGUCGUACGAGCCGGGACUCUAGUGUCCCGUUCCGAUGUUGUAACGUCGUCAGUCGUCGCUACCGGAAGUGUUGGCGGUAGCAGUGGUGGUGCAGUGUUAUUUUUAAGGCGGCCACCGGGAAUGGCAGUGCCCACCAGUGUGGCCCUACCAAGGCCGAGGUCGAUACAGGAUGCUAGUUCAGUGGGAGCUCAAUCCACUGGUAGCGGACAGCCAGUGUCAGAGAAGAAUGUCUACCGGACGAAGCUGUCCAAGCUGAAGCUGAUUCUGCUGGCCGAUAUGCUGAAUGAUAUUCCACCGCAGCUGGAAUUAAUCACCUGUCUGGCGAACUCAUCGACGCUCAACGUUACCACCAAGCACUGUGCCUGCGAGACUUACUCCUGCAAAGAUCUGCUGACUUCAUCGCCGGGUUCAUCACCUUUCAACUUGGUAAACCAGAGAAAGAUACACAACUCGUGUCGUGACUAUUGCUGUCGCAAGAAGAAAUUCAAUCGCUCCAUAGACCCGACGAUCCAGAAUGCCGUGGCUGCAGUGUUCCGUCAUAAUUCGUUCGCGCCAUCCCGAACGCAGUCGUCCUCCGCCGAUAAUGCCGCCGGAGUACUGGUGACAUCCUCAACCUUGAGCUCGUCAUCAUCGCUAUCGUCGUCGUUGUCACAUGCGCAGCCGGCACGCCAAUCACCACGCCGGCAUUGCGGAGGUAGCACCGUCAAUCAAAUUGCAAUUUCGAGCGACGAGGGCUACAGCAGGGACCCAACCAGAACUAACCAACCUCAUUCGGUACGGCAGCAUCAGCAGCAGCAACUACAGCAGAAUCUUCCCUGGCUCUACCGGGUGAUUUUAAUUGAAAAAGGACUCACAAUUUGCGCCGGAACGUUAAUCCAUCCGAGCGUGCUGUUAACCACUGCAGUCUGCGUGAUAAACAAAAAUCCCGACCAGUUAAUUGUGCGGCGCCAGUCAAGCGAAACCGGCCGGAUAGCCGUUGAUGAGGAGCAGUCGCGUGCCAUUCGAAGGAUCGUCAUACCGGACCAGUUUGCGACGACGUUCGAACGACUGGAGAACAAUGUUGCUCUUCUUGUUCUGGAACAGGACAAAGGCAAACAUCAACCUUCCGACGAGGAAGAUAAUACAGUAUUCAAACAGGCUCUCUUCAGAAACAUCAGUAGAACUGCAGCCGCGUCUACGACUACCACCGCUACCAUCUGGCUCCAACAACAUGCGGAAGUAAGCCCUAACAGUCGAAGAAACAACUCUUCUUCACUGGCUCAGGAUCCGUCCGUAGGCUUCCCUCCAUCUUUGGUUAUCGCAGGGAACAAGCCGAAUCAUCAACCAGAAUCGUCGGCCUAUAUUUGCUUAUCAUCAAUUAUAAAUCAUCCUUCACCGGCAAUGUCCAAUAUUUGUCAAACUUACUCCUGGAGAAAGCUUCGGAAAAGUGCCAGUGCUGGUCGGUCGUCCACCGGUGGAGCAGGAGGAGCUGGAAGCCGGAGGCAGCGGCUAAACCAACGGGUACGACAACGGAGCCGAACCGUGCGGCUGAACCGAACCGGCUCCGGUGACGAUGGCACUAAUUACAUAACGGCAAAUAUUAGCAUUUUUCCGGCCAACAGUAGCGAAUGCCGUCGGGAACACCGGGACUAUCUGCAGCACCAGGGGAAUCUGUGUGCCGGCCCGGUGGAUAAAAGUCGCAGCUUGCAUGUGGACCUUAGCGGAUCACCCCUGAUUUGCACCGAACGGUCAGAGGACGGAGCGACGGCACGGGUGGAACUGCGAGGCAUUCUGACCUGGUCGACGGACAUCAACCGGGCGCCACAUCUGUUCACCAAUCUGACCACCUACCGGAGCUGGAUCGAAGACGAAUUGGAUAAACUGGAUCAGCUGGAACUGUUGCAGCAAUCGUCGUAAUUAAGUUUAGGUGCUCUCUUGCUAUUAUAUCGUAGUCGUUUGAGGAGUCUUCUAGUGAGAUUAAACUUUUUUUUUUAUUUCUUAUAAGUGAUACGUGAUAAGUGGAUUUUCACGGCAAUAAAAUUGCUUUUUAUUAUUUUUUAAAUAUUUGAUGAGC
Messenger RNA from Ochlerotatus camptorhynchus, 2279 nucleotides. RefSeq lists its product as uncharacterized. The record is from RefSeq and is a predicted model, not a curated record. Lineage: Eukaryota; Metazoa; Arthropoda; Insecta; Diptera; Culicidae. Gene Ontology annotation, molecular function: serine-type endopeptidase activity. The coding region runs from base 164 to 2122 and encodes 652 amino acids. Gene Ontology annotation, biological process: proteolysis. The transcript is spliced from 8 exons.